Odontomachus brunneus is the source of this 10700-nucleotide messenger RNA. RefSeq names its product zinc finger and BTB domain-containing protein 49-like. The record is from RefSeq and is a predicted model, not a curated record. Gene Ontology annotation, biological process: regulation of transcription by RNA polymerase II. The transcript is spliced from 3 exons. NCBI's taxonomy places the organism in Eukaryota, Metazoa, Arthropoda, Insecta, Hymenoptera, Formicidae. The coding region runs from base 1 to 1287 and encodes 428 amino acids. Gene Ontology annotation, molecular function: RNA polymerase II cis-regulatory region sequence-specific DNA binding; DNA-binding transcription factor activity.
AUGAAUUUCUCGCCGUUUGGAGGCCACUUCCCUACUACCAUACCAAGUAUCCAUCAAUUUGCGACCGACAGUUCCAGCGGUGCGGGCGCGCGCUACGCGAAUCAUUUUCCCAACCAGCCUCCGAUCGGAGUGCCGGUGAUGGGAAAGUACCGUCCUGAGAACAACGCCGUGCAAUCCGCUCAGUCGCAAGUGAUGAUGAACAAUAAGGCUAGCUAUCCCAACAGUAAUGUUCACCAUUAUCCAAACGUGCCGUAUUCUCAGGCCCAAUCUGUUCAACAACGGCCCACCAACUCGCCUGGAAUGCAGGAGAAACGCUCGUACCAUCAGCAAUCCACAGAAACUAUAAAUCAACAAGAUGUCUGCAAUCUUCUUCAAGACAAGGACAAAAACAAGGAGAAGAAAGCCGAAGAGCAACAACGCAAUGGAGAGACAACUGCCACAAACGGUGCUCAACAGGACUACACGAUGCACCAACAUCAUCAACAGCAUGCUCAUACCCAGACACCAGCUACUAUGCCCGCUACAUGGCAAUCGCUCGCCACUCCCGGAUCCACCGUGGCUGACUAUCUCAGCCAUUUACCAGCUAGUACUUUACCGUUGAGUUUACACCACUUUCUCAAGUAUUCCGCCGAAAGUAUCAAAAAAGAAUCCGAGAUGGCACAGACGACUUCGGUGGCUGUGGCUACUACAACGACACCUAAUAUAAUGAUGUCGCCGAAUAAUAAAAAGAAAAAAAAGAAGAAGACGCCCAAGGAGAAGAAGCCGCGUCCGAAACCCGGCGAGAUUCGCUUAACGACGGCGUUGGACGGCUCGACGUUGUACUGUUGUCCAGAAUGUCACAUGGCGUAUCCGGAACGAGAAUUGUUGGAGCAACAUCUUUUGGGCCACACCUUAGAGAGAAGAUUCGUUUGUGACAUAUGCGGCGCUGGCUUGAAACGGAAAGACCACCUCACGCGUCAUAAACAAAGCCACAAUCCUGAGCGGCCUUACGUUUGCACUGUCUGCUUGAAGGCUUUCAAGAGAAAGGAACAACUGACGUUGCACUUUGUAAUACAUUCUGGUGAGAAGCGGCACGUGUGCACAGAAUGCGGUAAGGGUUUCUACAGGAAGGAUCAUUUACGGAAGCACACCAGAAGUCACAUCGCAAGAAGAGUAAAAGCGGAACUGAGUCAAAAUGCUGGUACGCAGCAGAGUCAACAACAAAAUAACGUUUCGAGUAUGCAAACGACAACCGUGUCGGCGUCGUCUGUUCUUCCGGGUGGGCACCCAGGUCCCCUCCUAUCCUGAGCCCCGCCACCAGGGAACUUCCAGGUUCCCCAUCCGAACAAUAUUCUCCAUACGCAUACUUCUCAUCAUUCGUUGCACCAUCAUCAUCUAACGGCAGUCAACGUAGCGCAUCAGUCGACCGUCACGCCACUCGCUACAUCCAGUCAUUAUCAGUCGCACGAGCUUAGCUUUUUGGGACAUGUUAAAGAUUUCUGAGACGAGGAGAGGACCUCGGCGAAGAGGUAACACCAACACGCUAACCGAUCGUCGUUGUUGUCGUCGAUAGGUAGCUUCGACUGACUCAUCAUUCGGACUUAGUGAUUUUUAUAUGAAACGUAUUCGCAUUGUAUGUGUAUAUGUGUUCCGGAUGAAGCUUCCUAUGUCUUCGGCCGCGUUCAUUUUGGACACUUACGCGCUAUAAGCGCUUAAAAGCGUUGCUUAUGCCGUUCGCUUUAGAAUAAACGCUUGCAGAUCGAGUAAUAUCCUCGUGACGUCAUAACUUCUACUUACAAACAAGGUAGAACAACGAAAGCGUGAGCUCAUAUUCGUUUCGGAACGCACCAUAAGCAGUAUCAAACGCAAAAAAAUAAAAAAAUAGCUUCCAAAAAUCCAACACAUAUUGUGUUAUUAACUUUUAGGCUGCCGGCAUUUUUCAUUAAAAAAGUUUUUUUCUCAAAAAUUUUUCUGUAUAAGUAACAUACACAUGACGCAGAAUUUUGAAAUUUGUGCAAAGCCACAAAAGUGGCUUUCCCGGCAGUCUAAAGGUUAAAAGAUACGAAAACUGAUCGUAUUUGUUACCGUAAUAUGAUUUAAAUGAUUCAUAAUUAUAAUCUGGUAUGAUGUUCUGCAUACAUAACUUGCAUUUUGCAUAACUUACCAAUCGUUGUAUAGAUCUUUGAAUAGAAUAUCUUCCUGCAAUCAUGAUAUUUUCCAGAAUGUUGUCAUAAGGAUUUUCAUAAUCUUCGUCAGUAUCACACAAUAAUUCUAGCACCGUUAAUAUUAAUGCAAAUGACAUACACACUUAUUUUUCAUCUGUUAUAAUUACAGCUUGAUUGUGGCCUUUUAAACGCUCACAAUCGCCAAAGCGAAUGUAUUCUUUACUGACGUGUAAGCUCUCAGAUACCAAAUCGAACGACGCUUAUAAAUGUUUAUUAGUGUGAGCGCUUACAGCGCGUGAGCGUCCAAAGCAAACGCAGCUUUUUUGUCUCGUCAUCGUGACGAGAUGUUAUGUCAUUCCUUUUUCGAGUCUUAACUGUUAUCCGACGCGCUCUUCUUAUAUUUGUCCCAUUCGCGACUUUCAUUGCCAGUAUUGUUUCCGCCACAGAGUUGCACGUAAUACAUAAGGAAUAAAGCAGAGACAUAGAAGCUAUACGCUUCUUAUAGCACAAACAAAAGUACACAUGUGGGAGAGAAUACUAAUUUUCCACGGAAAUUCUAGAGUAGAAGUUUGACUAUAAGUCAAAGAUUCUUGCCAUACGUCGUGUACGAUGAAGAAAAAAAAUAUUUUUGUGAAAGAUCGGUGUUAAUGUAGAAAUUAAGCUGGUCGAUGAAAGAUAGAGAGAAAGGAAGGGAGAGAGUGAGAAUGAGAGAAAGAGAAAAUAAUGACAUUUAUUUCUCUCUUCUUUUUUUUUUUACUUUUUUUCUUACAUCAUCGCGUCGAAGCGUAAUUUUAUUAUUUUCGCGGUGGUUGUAAAUUUGUUUUUAUUUCUAGUUGAAUGACAACAAGUGUGCAAGUGAUAUAAAGGAAAUAAAAAUUAUGCAUAGCGAUAUUCCUAAUGCAUAUGAACGUAGACGAGUCAACCCACCGAUUAGAAAUCGUCGUCUUUCCUUUAUUUUCUGAAGGCAGAUAUUUGAUGAAACUUUUAGUGCGCAUCUAAAGGAUAAUAAUGUGUAUUAUCAUACAGUUUUAGGUAGAACUAUGCUCUAUGGGAAAAAAAUACGAUAAAAGCGUAGCAAUAUUUCGCAGUCGAUAAAAAUUUUAUUUCGUUUCAUUAAAACUUUUGUUCCUUUUAUAUAUAAAGUUGACAGUAUUUUAUAUUUUACGAUAUAGUUCUAAAUUUUUACUUAUUGUAUAUAUUUAUAUAUACACUUUUCUUAUGUAUGUGUUGUAUAACAUUUUGUAUGAGCGUAUUUGUCCAGAUACUUGGCAAAUUCGUCGUUACUUUCUUUUGCGACUUAUCGUACUGAACAUUUCGGAAGCUUAAUUAGUCUUCGUAAUUUUUAUAUUACUUUUUUUUACAUUGUUUUUAUACAUAUUUUUUUUCGUUGGUCUUCAUAUAUUCGUUAUAUACGUUGAGUACUGAUUAUAAUGUAAGUUUUAUUUUGUAGCGUAUACUAUGGUAUACUUAUGUAGCGUAUACUAUGGUUUCUCUCGAUAUACGAGCUAGUUUUUAAUGUUUAUAUUUAUCCACGCAUCGCAAAUCUUCACAGACUGUGAUUGUUUCCGACAAAGGAUAUUUGCUGUAAUCGUCAGACUGCCUUUAAGUUUAUAAACUUUGGCUUCAUUUUAGUAUUAAUGUCUCCGUGCCAUCAUUUUUAAAGCUACUUUUUCGAUUUCUUUUCUUGCCAUACAUUACACAAAUGUUUUAUAGUCACAAUAUACAUAAUAAUUAUAUUUUUUUUACUAUUCUUUAUACUUCCAUCAUCGUUGUCAUCAUAACAAUUAUUACUUUUCAUUUUAUUAUCAUUAACGUUAUUAUUAUUAUUAUUCAGCCACACGUGGGAAUACUCGAAUGAUGUUUGAGAUAUUAUACAGGUGAUAGAGUAGUAAAUAAAUAAAAACUAUGAUUCCAAAAGUUUGAUAAUACUAUGAUUUUGUUUUACUUCUCAUUCUGCCGUAACUGGCUUAGAUCUGUCAAAGGUAUUUUUGCAUGUGGUUUUUCUUAAUUUACGAGCGAUUUACUUAUGUAAUUUUAAUUAUCAUUAUUGUUAUUAUAAUUAUUAUAUUAUUUAUCUUUAUAUAAAUAUAAAUAUCCGUAUAAAUAUUAUCGUAAAAUGACACGUCAAACAUGUCUACAUGUAUAAACAUGUAUUGUAUAAACAUGCAUAUAUUAGAACGUAAAGUGUUAGAAAUAUGAUGGGAUCAUUGUAGAAAAAGAAACUCGUUGUAUAACUGUAGUAUCUAUUCGUUAGGACACUAUUAUUUGGUGAAUAAUAAUCGAUAUUAUGGUGUUUUGUAAUUUAAUAUACGAGAUUUUUCUUAGGAUAUGAUCAUAUCUUAAGGUUUCUUGUACCUCACCGAUCAUAUCGGAUUUAUGACGUUAAAAGUGAGAAAUGACAUGCUGACGAAAGUUGCGUGCCAUUUCUGAAUAAAGAUAAAUAUGGACGAAGGAGCAUUUGAGAUUACUUGAGCAUACUUAUAAAAUUGUCCGAAAGAUAUCCUUUUCCCUUAAUGAUCAAUAAAUCGUAUAAUAAAUUGUGAAAUGAAACACAUGAAAUGAUAAAAUGAGUCUAUUUUGUCUGCGUGUUUUAUUUCACCAUUUAUCAUACGACUGAUCGUUAGGAGAAAGGAAUAGUUUUCGGAAAAUUUUACAAGUAUGCUCAAGCAGUCUCAAGUGCUCUUUCGUCCGUAUUUAUCUUUAUUUAGAAAUGGCACACAACUUUCGUCAACGUAUUAUUCCUCGUUUCUGAUAUCACAAAUCCAACGUGACCAUAGCGAGAUACAAGGAUCACUUUGCAAAUCAUUGUCAAACGUUAUUACAGAAACAAAGAGAAAAAUACAUUGUUGUGUUUUACGUUCCUGAUUAAAAUCGCGCGACAUAUACUCAUUGUGACAAGUAUACAAUGGAGUUCGUACUCGCACGAUAUUUAAGAUAUUCAUUACAUGAUUGAUAUUUCUCAUUUGGACAUAUCUUUCUAUUUGUUUCUCGUCGCAUCAUAUCUCUAGCAUAAGACGUUUUGACAAACAACACAGAAAAUUCAGGUUUCGCCAGACCUCAAGUAUAAUGAUAUGCUAAAAUUAUUGCAUACAUGAUAUAAAUAUAUAUACAUACGCACUAAAAGUCGUAUGUAAAAGAUCGAAUUGUAUUGAAAAUUCAUCGCCAUGUACUUGUAACCAUCAAGGCAGAGAAUGUCUUAGAUUAUACGUUAGCGAGUAAGUUUGUAUACAAGACAUAAUUGUAUCGUAAGCAGAGCAAAAGAGAGAAAAAGAGAGAAGCAAAGAAUUGUAUACAUAGGGUGUAUCAAAUGCCGCGGACACUUUCUCUUUAAUACAGACGACAGAGAGAGACAAAAACUUGUUUCUUUCAACAUCAAGGAAUCUUUACGAUUUCCAUGAAGCGAUGCCAAACAAGAACCAUUUUUGGCCAUCAAACGCGUUGAAUUUUAAUACUCUUUUAAUUCAUGAGACUUUUAAAUAAUAAGAUAUUAAAGCUUGAUGAUUCAAAGGAUUCCGUGAAGUGACUCUUUUAUAACAAAGAAGACAACAAAAGAAUCCGUAACUGGGAGAAAGUAUGCGAAUUUUCUUACACUCUUAUGCGCUAUGAGGAAACGAGAAUAUGCGCAAGCGUUGAUAUAAGUCUUUUGAGGAAAGUAAUUUGUUUUUUACGGUGGUAGAUGGAUUAUGCAAAGAUGUAAUGAGGAGUAGCUUUACGAUUUACAAAAGAGAUGGCAAGAGAAAGAGGGAGGAGGAAGGGAAGGGAGAAGCAGAUAUUUCCAAAGUUCGACAUACGUCUUCGACUGUUCAAACAAAAUGAGUGGCUCAAGAAGGUCUAUUUUGAAGGGUAGCUAAAAGAACCUAUUUCCAUCCUCGACGAAGUGGACAGUUAAUUCUUAUAGCUGUACAACCGACCGCUUCGUCGAGCUAUAGUUGUAGUAACGUUCCUGUAGUGACGAAGGAAGAAUAAUAGUCGAUGCGUUUCUAAAGAAGGGAAAAUACUUUUCCGGUGCCUUUGUAUUGCGCUGGAUUUUCCGCACCCAUAUGGACCUUCUACAAUAAGAUUAUUAGUCAUAACCCGCAAGCAAAUUGACGAAUUAUUUGACUAUUUUCAGUUGACUAUUUCCAAAAAUAAUCGACUGUGAUUGGUCAAUUUGCUUACAACUUGACUAUGACUAAUGGCUUAUUAUAGAAGGCUCAGCGUAGUUCACCAUCGUAAGGUCUAAGAUCUAAAAGAAAAAGAAGCGGCGCGUUGUGCCUCUCUGUUUUCGGAACAGCGUGUAUACUUUGUCCGCCUCCGCGUUGUUCGAGCAGCCGUCGGUUUUGUCGAUUUUGUGUCCUUUUCGUGCUUCGGUAUGAUCGUCGGGAAUUCACACGGGUCAAAAGGCGAAUCUCGACGCAUCUCGAUGGAUUUUGCAAAAUGCGCCUCCCGCAAAAUAUACGUUUCGAUAAAUUUUUUUAUCUUCGGCAGAAUGAGGAAAGACUGAGACUCGCGGGAGACUAAAUAAAUACGAUUCGUCACGUGCAUUCGACCAACAUUUCAAGGGGGAAAAUACUUUUCGUUCGGUAUUAAACGUCUACUCUUGCUUUCGAGAUUCAAUUGGAGUGUGCUCUACUCGCCGAACUUGCUGAUUCUAGAUGUCGCGAAUAAAAAAGAAAAUCGGGGUUGGCCGAAAAUAAAAAGAUAGGUUGUCGUUGUACGUGUACGAGAAAAAAAAUCUGUCAUUGGGCGCGCUCGUUCAGUUUCGAUCAAAUUGGAGAUAUCGGUUGGACUUGAUUCUCCUUCAUCUCGAUUAGAAGCGGUUAAAUUAAGAGUAUGGAUUUUAUAUAGAAGAUGUAUUAUAAUGAUAAUAAUAAUUAAUAAUAAUAACAACAAUAAUCAUAAUAGUAAUAUUAAUAACAACAACAACAAUAAUAAUAUAAUAACGUUAGUGUAAUACCGAAAAAAAAUAUGAUAAUAUUAAUAACAAUAAUGAUAAAAUAGUAAGAGUUUAGUGGUAAACACAUAACGGAGAAAACAAGAUCCGAUUCUCUUGCGACGCGCUUAAUAGUUUUUAUGCGAAACCCCAGAAAGCCGUAAGCGACUUCGCGAGUUGGCAACAACUCGAUAACAAGCCAUAUGUAUGAUAUAUGGGCAUUUCGAUAUUCUUUGCGUUCUCAUAUACAUAAUUCUCAUAUACAUAAGGUAGUUGAUUAUUUUACUGACGAUGAUUACUUUAUGAUUUAUUGUCGAAAUGUAAGAUCUAUUUCUUUCGUAGGCCUUUGUAAUCGUUGCUCGUAACGAAGAUAAUCGUGCACAAUGUGUGACACGUUUUUUCUCUUUUUAAUAUUCAAAAACUAAACAAAAAAAAUUUUUUUGUAACAGAUGUGCUUAUAUUUCGUUGAUUCACCGGUACUUUCAGUCGAUUCGUUUGUUCCGAGCAUCGAAUGUACCCAGAUAGCACAAGAUAUUGUGUAAAUAUUCUGAUGAAAUAUGAAUGUUCUUGAUUCCUCAAUAUUCGAAUUGGAUAUUCUAUGAAUAUACGUGCAAUAUUGUAGACAGAGAUUCCUGUAUUUAUAGGAAGGAUUAAUAGGAAGGAACAUUCUUAAAACAUUCGUAUGAUUUAUUUUACUGCGCAUGUGCAAUGCGUUCAUGUAACUGGAAACUUUUUCAAAUGUUUCAAAUAGUAAGGUGCAUUUGUUACAGCUUACAGUAAGAAAGCGUAUCCACGAGAUGAAAUAUUCGGGUUAAUUUAAAAUUGUAAAAGCUAAACCAAUGAUUAAGCUACAUUUUUUGUGAAUGUUCUAUGCAUAUCCACAGAACAUUCAGAGUCGGUCAUUCGAAUAUACUGUGAACGUGCUGUGAAUAUAUACUGAGAGAAAUUCGAUAAGAAAUUAACAAGCGGAUAUUUCCGAUCAAAAUACUAAUGAAUUUUUGUAUCCAAUCAGGAAACAUCCGAUGAGAAAUAUCGGUUUAUAAUUUUUUCAUCGGUUUAUCCGAUGAAAUCCCACUAUAAUUGGAAAUAUUUGAUCAAAUUCAAUCGGAUAUCCUAAUCGGAUAUAAAAAUUCAUCGAUCAAAAAUAUCCGUUUGUUAAUUUCUUAUCGGAUAAUUUCUCUCAAUGUCUUCUGGUGCAUCCACAGAAUGUACAAAUAUUCACGGAACAUUCACAGAAUAUCCCUGUGCUAUCUGGGUAUGCACCCACCGUUGAGAAGAAUGGACAAUGUGAAGGCGAUUUUUGUUCAAUUAGACGUGAAACGGUUACUCGAUGAGGGUAGUGGAAAACAAAAAUCUAAAAAGAGUACACGAGACCUCGAUGUGACUCGAGUGCGCGAGUCUCUCAGGAGCAGGGAUGGCAAUGAAGAACCAUAUUUUUCUAUGCAGUGUGUCGAAACUUUUACUUAUUUGUAUCAAACCACAUAGAGAGCACACGAAGGAGCGAAUUCGAUCGACGUCUCGUCGCAAGAUGCGAAGAUACCUCGAAUACAAGCAGUGUGUAAUUAUAAUAAUAUCGAUUGGUUCAUGCAAGAGAGAGAGAGAGAGAGAGAAAGAGUAGAGAAGAACAUUCGACGGAUGCGCGUCGCAUUCUUGGUAUCUUCGUUCUUGCUCGUUCGCCAGUUCUUCGUUGUUCGUGAGUUUUCCAGCGCGGCGUCGAUCGCGGGAUACGAUUUUUUAUAGCGUAUAGCGUAAGCGAGCAACGUGAGAUUUUGCAUGAACCAGCGCGCGUCGCUAUUGUGCGUUCAAAGAAAACAAAAAGAGAAAAAAAAGAAAAGGGGCAAAAAAGAAAACGGAGAAUCUCCAGCGGACUAUCGUUUGGUCGUUUUGGCUUGUCUAAUCGGCGCCUUGUCGCGUGCGUGCGUGCAUGCAUGAGUGCGCUACGAGUGUGUGUGCGUGAGAUUGCGUGUGACUACAGAGUUCUCGACGGGAUGUGUAACGGGCGAUCGAUCGACGACGGAAAGACAUACAAAUUCCUUGAUAUAGUACAAACGCUCAAAUCCUUGUUUCUCUCAGAUAGAUUAGAUGCGCGUAAGUAAUACGAGUGAAAUAACCGGCUGGCCUCGAAGUACGAAUUCCUUUUCGUCCAAGUAUAAUGCAGCAUGGUCUUUCCGCGGAACGAAACCUUCCUCUCUCGGAUGGUUCUCCUUGACGUGUGACAUUUGUAAUACACAUCGCGUCCCGGGGGAUCUGUCGACGAUGAGAACAAGUUCGCUCGACGAUACCUUUGCAGUCGAACCGUGAGCGGAGUGGUGGUGGUGAUGGUGGUGGUGGUGGUUGUUGUGGUGGUGAUGGUGGUGGUGGUGGUGGAAGUAGUAGUGGUGGUGAUGCUGGUCUUCGUGGUGCAAUACAUCCGGAUGCUGAGUACGCUCGAUAUCUCUAGUUUGUAUUUUCGAAAGAAAGAAAUUUUAAAUAUACCCUCCGGUGAAUUUUCUCGUCUUACUUCUCAUCCAUACAGCCCCCCUGUGUUUACAUCACUUUCCGUUUUCCGAAGGCUUCUUUCGUUUUUCACGUCGAAGCGUUCGCGUGGACGCGAGCGAGAGGAGGACGGAGAAAAUCCUAGUGAAUGAGCGCCGAGUGCGAACCGACUUCGAGGGCUUCCGGUGAAAUUGUUGAAAUGGCAUUCGCGGCCGCAUUUGCCUAGGUCAAUUCCCUUUUUCGUUUCUUUUUUUUGUUAAUGCUUUCUAAGCUUGCAUUUUGUCAUCCCCGAUUACUUUCGCGCCGCCACUUUUUUAGCUGAACAUUUGUACCACAGUCUUCCAGGGUACAAAAAUACCGAUUAUUCGUCGUGCGUAAAUCAAAAAUUAAUGCAGGAUGAAUGUACACAGUAAAGAGACAUAAUAAAAGAGGAAAGGAAAAAAAAAGAGAGAAAGAGAAAAGGAUAAGAGAGACACAUUGAGAGAAAGAAGUAUGUAUAACUAAGCGAAUCUCUCUGAUAUGUCGACGUUUUAUUUUUAUAUAGAGUGCUUAAAAUGUCUAUCGACUUUAAGAACGCGGGACGAGAAAAUCGGAUGGACAAAAGGUGAAAAAAGGCAUAUAAGAAAAAAGAAAAAAUAUUUAGAAAGACUUAGAUCUAUAUAUAUUAGAUGCGAGUGUGAAUUUAGACGACAAGAAUGGAAGUUUCGAAUUUGCGUGCGCGUUUUUCAAAUACUUCCCGCGAUACUGCUUCUCAUAUGUAAUAUAUCCUAUAUAUUAUAUCGUUCUAUGUAUACACACACACACAUAUAUAUAUACAUAGAUAUACAUCCAUGAAAAAAAUGCGUGACGUAUAUCUUUUCUUACAAUUCUCAUUAUAAUGUAUGUAUAUAAAUUGUAAGAAAAGUCAUAUCAGAAGAUUUAUUGUUCGGGGUCAUCACCCGGAAAGAAUUUAAUACACUCUCUCUAUAUAUAUAUAUCCCUAUACAUAUAUAUGUACACACACAUAUAUAUCCCGCGUUACUUUCUAUUUCUGUUCUUGCGAGAAUGAGAAACGAUUAAAUUGUCAAUCAAUUUGAGUAUAUGCGUUUUUGCAUUUUCAAUGACUGUAUAUUAUAAAAAAGACACCAGGUAGAUAUUUUUAUAUAAUAAUCAUUUAUUAAUUUAAUUAA